Charadrius vociferus (killdeer) is the source of this 2280-nucleotide messenger RNA. RefSeq names its product aryl-hydrocarbon receptor repressor (gene AHRR). Gene Ontology annotation, cellular component: nucleus; aryl hydrocarbon receptor complex. The transcript has 10 exons. NCBI's taxonomy places the organism in Eukaryota, Metazoa, Chordata, Aves, Charadriiformes, Charadriidae. Gene Ontology annotation, biological process: regulation of transcription by RNA polymerase II. Gene Ontology annotation, molecular function: nuclear receptor activity; transcription cis-regulatory region binding; protein dimerization activity. The coding region runs from base 1 to 2280 and encodes 759 amino acids. The record is from RefSeq and is a predicted model, not a curated record.
AUGAUUCCUCCGGGGGAAUGCCUAUAUGCUGGGAGGAAAAGGAGGAAACCCAUUCAGAAACAAAGGCCUGCAGUUGGGAAUGAAAAAUCAAAUCCUUCGAAGAGACACAGGGACCGUCUGAAUGCGGAACUGGACCACCUGGCCAGCCUCCUGCCUUUUCCACCUGACAUCAUAUCAAAGCUGGACAAACUUUCCGUCUUGCGCCUUAGUGUCAGCUAUCUCCGAGUCAAAAGUUUCUUUCAAGCCAUUCAAGAAAAGCGCUUUAAGAAGCAAGUUGGCCAAACGAUAAAAGAAGACAAUGUACCUAACAAGACUGCUGUACAAGAAGGUGGACUUCUACUAGAAUCACUGAAUGGUUUUGCGUUGGUGGUGAGUGCAGAUGGAAUGAUAUUUUAUGCGUCAUCAACAAUUGUGGACUAUCUAGGGUUUCAUCAGACUGAUGUAAUGCACCAAAACAUAUACGAUUACAUUCAUGUGGAUGAUCGCCAGGAUUUCUGUAGACAACUGCAUUGGGCCAUGAAUCCUCCCCAGAUGUUGUCUGGACAGCAACUACAGACAGAAACAGGAGAAGAAUAUAUUCUCAGUAAAUUGUUUAAAGCACAAGAGAACGACAGCACGACAACAGAUUAUUCUUCCUUCUUAACUCGUUGUUUCAUCUGCCGAGUUCGCUGCUUGUUGGACAGUACUUCUGGCUUCCUUACAAUGCAGUUCCAAGGCAAACUAAAGUUUCUUUUUGGACAAAGGAAGAAGUCCUCAUCAGGGACAGUAUUACCACCACAGCUCUCUUUAUUCUGCAUAGUGGUACCACUUCUGCUCCCUACCAUGACAGAGAUGAAGAUGAAAAGCCUGCUUGUGAAAGCAAAACACAAGGCUGACGAUGCAGCAGCAGUGAAUACAAACUCCAGUUCCAAAGGUAAUUCAGGUCUGUGUGAAGCAGCAGAAUUAUAUGGAAGAAACAGUCAUCAUGAAGGUGCAGCUUUCACUAAUGUGUUACAGAUUGCUGAAAACCAAAUCAAAGCAAAGAAUAAUGGAGAAAAUGGCAUUUCUCUAGUCAAAGUACAAACAAAUGAAGAUCAUUGGGUCUGGGUUCAAGCUAACACUCAACUUCUGUAUCGAAGUGGCUGCUCAGAAUAUGUCCUUGCCCAACAGCAAAUGUUAAAGGAAGAAGAUGAGCAACUGAAAAUACCAAGCAGUUUUGCCAGUUUGAAAGGAAACCUGGAAGGACUUUCCUAUAACAGUGCCAUUGAAACUCUGGGCCAGUGGAAGCAUCUUAACUGGACAGCAGUAAAAAAUGAACAAGAUAAUGUAAAAGUGAAGUUUGAGCCUCAUACAAAUGGUGAGUGUUUUAUGCAAGAGGAACCUCUCAGUUCUAACACAUCAGUUUUAGGCGUUCAAAACAACUGUACCACAAACAGUAGCUGGACUUUGAGAAACUCAAGCUCUUGUUCUAUGAGCCAGCGAAUGAACACAUGUUCAAACAGGAGAGCUGGAUCAUUCUACAACAGAGACCAAAGUGUCUUAAAUUUAGCAUCAACUUGCCCUUCCCACUGGGGGAGUGCAGAAAGCUGCCAGUCUUACUCGGGUGUACAACAGCGUUGUGCGGAGAACUAUGCGACGGACCAUCUGAAAUUGCAGAGACCAUUAAUAUCCUCAGAGUCUGUCUAUGACGCAGCCUUUCCCUUGGAGAUGCCUGUCAAAACGGAAUACGAUUCCGAUUCUGAAAACAUUGCCGAUAACUACUUGACAUCCCAAAACCGAGCCUGGCUGGAUGAGAACGGCUCCGUGAGAAGGCAGGUGUUUAGCUACCCCAAUAGAGUGCACCUCAAAACAGAACCGGACCUCUGUGAGCCAGCCUCACCUUGUCAGAAGCCAAGGCACUGCCUUUACACGCCGCAUAACUGGCAAUGCAUUGUAGCAAAUCAUCCCAACAACCUAAACCUGAACAGAUCUUGCAAGGGUUCACGUAGCAAGGAGGUGGCCCCAUUUUGCCCUCAGAACUCCUCUGGGUGUUUGGAAAGCAUGCCUGACCUGCCACACAUGGCGUGCUAUGGCCAUUUCUACAGCCCCAGCCCAGGGGAGGAGAAAGAGCAGAGUAAUGAGGUUUUUAAAAUGCCAUGUGAAUUUAAAAACCCCUGCUUGGUUCAAGCAAUCAAGCGUGAGCCUCUGGAUUCUCCACCGUUGUCCAACAGUGGACAGAUUAGAGUACACAUGAGCUUCCCUGAAAAUACAUUAGCAGGUCCUGUGCCUCAUAAAACCACUGAAUGUACAUUUUUACAAUAG